AUGGUAGUAGAAAACAAUGUUAUCUAUCAUCAGAACCUUGACUCAAAGAAGAUAAGUAAUGAUAUUACUGACACAUUAAUUAAUAAUGGUCAAUCUGAAGAUGGGAACAAGAUCCUUCAAACAGCCUAUACCAAUGUGUGGAGGAAACUUGCGAAGGCACGGCACACCCCCAACAUGGAAUCUGCUUUCAUAAAAAUGGGUCAACAGAAAAUGUCUACUCACUAG
Messenger RNA from Sphenostylis stenocarpa, 225 nucleotides. Lineage: Eukaryota; Viridiplantae; Streptophyta; Magnoliopsida; Fabales; Fabaceae. The record is from the annotation of a GenBank genome assembly.